Molecule: messenger RNA, 930 nt
Organism: Sphenostylis stenocarpa
Lineage: Eukaryota; Viridiplantae; Streptophyta; Magnoliopsida; Fabales; Fabaceae
Source: the annotation of a GenBank genome assembly
AUGGCAAUAACGCUCAACAAUGGCUUCAAGAUGCCCAUCAUCGGAUUGGGUGUGUGGCGCAUGGAAGGAAAACAAAUCAAAGACUUAAUUCUCAAUUCCAUCAAAAUUGGUUAUCGCCAUUUUGAUAGUGCUGCUGACUACAAGAACGAAGCAGAAGUUGGAGAGGCGCUUAAGGAGGCUUUUGACAGUGGCCUUGUGAAGAGGGAGGACCUUUUCAUUACCACCAAACUUUGGAAUUCAGAUCAUGGACACGUUCUUGAGGCAUGUAAAGACAGUCUCAAGAAGCUUCAGUUAACCUAUCUAGAUUUAUAUCUCGUUCACUUUCCUAUUGCCGUAAGGCAUACUGGGGUUGGUAAUACCUCUAGUCCUUUGGAUGAUGAUGCAAUCCUGGACAUAGAUACCACCAUAUCCCUGGAAGCUACCUGGCAUGCGAUGGAAGAUCUUGUUUCAUCGGGCUUGGUUCGCAGCAUAGGGAUCAGCAACUACGAUAUCUUUCUGACAAGAGAUUGUUUAGCAUAUGCCAAGAUAAAACCUGCUGUAAAUCAGUUUGAAACCCAUCCAUACUUCCAGCGUGAGUCUCUUGUCAAGUUUUGCCAGAAGCAUGGGAUUUGUGUCACUGCGCACACUCCACUAGGAGGUGCUGCAGCAAAUGCUGAAUGGUUUGGUACAGUUUCAUGUUUGGAUGACAAAGUUCUCAAAGAUCUGUCUGAAAAAUACAAGAAGACUGCCGCCCAGAUUGCUCUUCGCUGGGGCAUUCAGAGGAACACUGUGGUCAUUCCUAAAUCAUCAAAAGUGGAGAGGUUGAAGGAGAACUUUCAGGUUUUUGAUUUUAAGUUGUCUAAAGAGGACAUGAAGCUCAUUAGAGAUCUAGAUAAACAAUAUCGAACUAAUCAACCAGCUGCGUUUUGGGGCAUAAAUCUGUUUGCGUGA